Messenger RNA from Mercenaria mercenaria, 7857 nucleotides. Its product is annotated as hepatocyte growth factor receptor-like. The record is from RefSeq and is a predicted model, not a curated record. Gene Ontology annotation, molecular function: transmembrane receptor protein tyrosine kinase activity; protein binding; ATP binding. The transcript has 25 exons. Gene Ontology annotation, biological process: protein phosphorylation; cell surface receptor protein tyrosine kinase signaling pathway; phagocytosis. Gene Ontology annotation, cellular component: signaling receptor complex. NCBI's taxonomy places the organism in Eukaryota, Metazoa, Mollusca, Bivalvia, Venerida, Veneridae. The coding region runs from base 613 to 5001 and encodes 1462 amino acids.
GCAAAUCCAGGGGCAGAUAAGCAAGAUAAACGGGAAGACGGAAGUCAUUUUUUUGAUAACUUGAGUUUAUUUACCAGUAAAUAUAUGUAAGUGUUAUGUAAUAGACGUGUUCGAAACUGUAUUUUCCAUGAUUGUUAUAUGUCUCAAAGUAACAAAUGUUACUUAAACCAUCUUGCCUAAUUGACAGCGAAUUACAUUGAGCUCCACUCUCCAGUCAUCCCCGUUUAACCACCCUUGUUACCCGGAUAAUACAAGAUGAUUUGAUAACUCCAACAUGCUACAAACUGGAUGAACUGUCGAACUUGAAUCCCUCCCAGUCACGCUGAAUGGCCAGAGGAAAUCGGGCAUUGAUCCAAAAUGGAAACCAGCGUUUCCCUGGAUGACAGUCUCAGAUUGGGUUGUUUUACAUGUAUUCAUUCCAGAAUAGAGAUGGAUGAAAUAGACAACAUUGAUGAACAGGUAGAGUUGGCUCCUUUGUUGAAGUUUCAACAACUGAUGAGUACCCUCAUAAAUGAUUGGAAAAAGAACAAAAUGAAUUGUUGAAACUUUUCCUGGAGGAUUAUGAGGAGAUAUGUAAACUGAAGUUUCAAGAGAUUUUCUAUUCAUUGGACUAUGGCUAGAAUACAAAUCUUUUUUGUGAUAACAUAUGUAUAUAUGUGGCAUAUACAGUGUAACUCACUUGUUCUAGAUGAAUAUUCGGCAUCCAGUAACCUAACAAAAAUUGUUAUAGAUGAUAAUAGCCGUAUGCUUUAUGUGGGAGGAGAAAACUAUUUAAUUAGACUUGAUGACAAAUUAAAAGAGCAACAGACCAAAUCAGUGGGUCCUGAAUUUGAUUCAGACAAAUGUUUUGGAAAGCCAGUUGCUUGUAGUGAGAUUAGGUCUCGUGUGCCAGACAUAAUAAAUGUUCUUGCCAUUAAUAAAAUUCAAAGUUACCUGUUAGCAUGCGGGACGUUGAAACAAGGACUCUGUAGUAUUUAUUCACUGUCUGAUUUCAAUACAGUGUAUGCAUUCAAUGCUACAGAUCACGCUUCAUUUCUUGGGAGUAAAAUUUCUUCAGUAGCGUUUUUCGGGCGUCCACCAAAGGGAUAUGAUAUGGACAGACGUAUGCUGUAUGCUGCAGUCUCUACCUACGACAGAACGGAAGAAAAAUUUUCACCAAUGACUAUCUCGACUAGAGAGAUAGUUUAUAAUGGAUCGCAAAGCAGUAUGAGAUACCUGGAGGAUAAUUCAGAUUUAGAUAAUUAUAGCUUCCUAAGUGUUCUACCUUCCGUGCAAUCUAAAUUCCAUACCAGAUAUAUUUAUGGCUUUGAGUUAAAAGGUUACGGGUACUAUGUUUCAAUUCAGCCAGUUGAUCCACAUCCCACAAAGACUGCCUAUGUUACGAGGCUUAUACAAUUCUGUUUAGAUGAUAAAUACUACAGGACAUAUAUAGAAACCGUGAUCCAGUGUUCGCAUAAUUCACUAGAUUAUACGUUAGCUACGUCAGCAUAUAUUAAGCGCGGUGGGACAAGCGACUACCUGGCUGUAAGUUUUGGCCAUCCUAGCAACAUGGCAUCUAAUGAACCAGACCCAGCAUAUGGAACAGUGGUUUGUAAUUUUUCCAUGACUGAUGCCAGGGACCAUUUCUCUGAGUUACAGAAUUACUGCUAUAAUGGUGGAACAGGGACAUACCCAUGGUGGGUGUAUGGGACAGUCCAGCAAUGUAUGAUCUCACCAGGUUUGUUCAAAGAUGAUACCUACUGUGCAUAUGAUGUCACACAGCGUAAAAUGGGAUUGACCGGUGGUAGAGACUCGGAAUCAGUUUUCCCGACAGAAGCCGACAUCUGCAUCGACGAAAUGAUAACAUCUGUAGUUCUGACUGAUCAACUAAAUCAUCCAAUAGCUGUACUAGGAACAUCAGAUGGUCAGUUGAUAAAGGUAAAGGCACAGAGCCUGAUUGGAAAUAAAACCUCUGCAAGCCUGAAAGCUGGUUACUGUGAUGGUAAUAAACCUUACAUGAAGUACAAGCUGAGUGAGGAACCCAUACUGCAGGAUAUGGUCAUGGAUGCUACAGAAGAAUAUGUCUAUGUGAUGUCAGGAAAAAAGAUUACGAGAUUCCCACUUCAGUCUUGCGCUGUGUAUGAUAAAUGCUCAACGUGUGUUAGCUCCAAAGAUCCCCAGGGUUGUGGCUGGUGUGGUGACCAUUGUAGUAAAAAGGACGAAUGUGGCGAUCCAAAUGUCAUAUUUUCACAUAACACAUGUAAACCAAUUAUUUCAUUGAUCACUCCGUUGUCAGGACCUACUGAUGGAGGCACUAUGCUGACAAUUAGGGGAGACAAUUUCGGAUACAAGGUUCCAGAAGUUACGAUUGGCGACAGCAUCAAGAAAUGUUUACCAUUAACAGAAAGCCUCAGUAAUACAGAAAUUAAGUGUUCGACCCAUAAGUCUGCAGCAGAAGGUAGUUUCCCUGUGGAGGUCAAGGUCAGUGACCUUACUGGGGAAAGAUUGAACUACAGAGUUGAUGGUACUGCUAAAACUGUCGACAUGAAAUUUGAAUAUAGGACACCAACAUUAUCAAGUGUGUUUCCAUUGUAUGGUCCAAGAUCGGGCGGAACUAUCAUUACUUUACAAGGAGAUAAUUUCCAUGUUGGCCUUGAAAGGUCUGUGGAUAUUGGGACAUUGCCAUGUGAUAUAAAAAGUUCCAACAAAACAGUAAUAUUGUGUGAAUCUCCAAAAGGCCCUCAACUUCUGGGUUCCAUUGGUAGACGGAAACGUGCAAUAAAGAAAGACUUUGUGAAAUUGACAAUAGAUGGAGCCACCUUGUACAGCUUGGAACCAUACGAAUACAAAAAUGAUGCAACAGUUACACAGAUUGUACCUGCUAGCACUAUCCACAGUGGGGGAACUAGGGUUACAAUAACAGGAACCAACCUAGAUACAGUACAGCAACCUAAGAUAGGUGUCACUCUCAGCACAUCCGGAGCCUCUACAGAAGAGGACUGUGUUGUUAACAAAGCUGAUAAGGGGAAACAGAUGAUCUGUACAAUGCCGAAUAUACUUCCUCUAAUGACUUCCCUGGAUCAGACCACGCUAACCCAUGUUAGUGUGUACUUCGUCAUGGAUGGUAUAGAAAAGUUGCUGAAAUUAAAUAAAUAUAAUCCUUCCCUCAGCAGAUAUAUCUAUAAUCCGAACCCUACUGUGAACAAAUUCGAGGGUGAAGAAUUCCUCCGGAUAUUUGAUAUAGCGGAAGAGUAUUUAGAAAUUAAGGGUGAAGGGUUGACUAGAGGACUAAGCAAAGAUGACUACCUCAUUUACAUAGGAAGAAAUUAUUGCAAUGUUUCAGUGCUUGCUAACAGGUUUCUACAUUGUUUACCUGAUAAACCAAAAAGUGUUGGUCCAAACGAACCAAAACAAGCUGUCGAGCUUCAGGUUGGAAAAUACCUCAGAUAUGAUGUCGGUUUCCUGAAAUUCAAAAUGGAGGAAGUGGUCUCAGAAGGUGGUCUAGAUAUAGGUAUUGUUGUACUCAUCGCAAUCCUGGCAGUCAUUAUUGUUCUCAUCAUUGUGUUAAUAAUUAUCAUGAAGAAGAGAAGAAUGGGGCCAUUUAAGGAUCCCAAAGAAGAGAGAUUCAGAUACAUACAUGGCCAAGAAAGCCUUGAUACUGAAGGACAAAGAUUAAUGGAUCAGAAUAGGCAAAAUGCAUAUGCGGAGCAGGGUGGGGGAGGUCCCAGCAGUCCGUACAGUACAGGUAUAGACGAGGAAACAAGAUUGCUCCUUCAAGACCAGAACCUCCUUAUAGACAGACAGUUCUUACAGAUGGGAGAAUUACUUGGUGCAGGUCAUUUUGGAAGUGUAUUCAAAGCAUAUCUCACCUUCCCAGAUGUUAAAGGGGAUGAGGAAGUGGCUGUGAAGACUUUACAUCAGAACAAUCCAAGGGAGAUAGAUGUGCAAGCCUUUUUAAAAGAGGCUUUAAUCAUGAAAGAUUUCAAGCAUAAAAAUGUCUUAAAUCUUAUAGGUAUCUGUCUCGGGAUGGAUGAUAUGCCCCUUGUUGUACUUCCAUAUAUGAGACAUGGUGACCUCUUGACAUACAUCAGGAAUGAAGAAAAUGCACCCACAAUUAAAGAUCUGAUCACAUUUGGUAUAGACAUUGCGGAAGGAAUGGCAUACUUGUCUGAGCUCAAAUUUGUACACAGAGAUUUAGCUUGUAGAAAUUGCAUGUUAGACAAUGAUUUUAGAGUGAAGGUUGCUGACUUUGGAUUGUCUCGAGAUAUUUAUGAGAAAGAUUACUAUGCAUCAGAGAGUAAGAAAACAAUGCUACCUGUAAAGUGGAUGGCUCUUGAGUGUCUUGAAAAGGGAAAAUAUUCCUCCAAAUCUGAUGUGUGGUCAUUUGGUAUUGUAUUAUGGGAACUGAUGACCAGGGGAGUUAAUCCUUACCCAGAGGUGGAUAACUGGGAUAUUGUACGGUAUCUGAAACAUGGCAGAAGGAUGCCUCAACCACAGUACUGUCCUGACCAGCUGUACGCAAUAAUGAGAAAAUGCUGGCAUCCAAAUCCAAAGGAGCGUCCAGAAUUUUCACACCUAGCUCAUGAAAUUAAUGACAUGAUUACGAUGUUGGAGCAAGCCAUGAAACAGGGUCAGCAUACUGCUGAUAUACAGACAACAUAUGUUAACAUGGAAAACUGUACAGAUUAUCAUUACACAGAUGAAUUGAUGCCAAAGGGAUCAGUAUCUUAUGAUACAGACUCAGCACCCACUUCCCCAACUUCACCGACAUCUCCAUCCCCACAAGGGGCCUCAGGUACUUCCAAAGACUUACCUAGCAACUCCAAUUUCAACCAUGACACGGGGAGCCCACAACCUGCACCAAAGCCAAAGCCUGAGAAGAAACCUUCACCAAGAAAGGAGGAAAGUACAGAAAAGAACGAAACUACAGAAAGGGAUGAAAACACAGAAAAGGAUACUGCAGAUACCCCGGAAGAUCCUGUUUUACCAGACAAAGAACAAAAAGGAGAGUCUGUAGCAUAGUUUAUAUAAUGCAGAACUUGCCUUUCUAACUUUCCCUGUGUGUGGAAAUAGAUAUAUAGUGGUGUAAAAUAUAAUGGCACGAAAUCGUAGGUACUGUAGAUAGGAAAAGUUUUUACAUGAAUUUAAUUAUACCACUUUUUUAUGCAGGCAUAUAAACUCUAGAGAUUAUAGUUCCAUUUUAUUGUUUAUGUCAUUCAUUUAAUGGUAAAGGUUAAUUACCUCCUUGAUUUAAAGGAAGAAAGUAUUUUGCUUCUCCAUGUGAUGUUUUUUUCUAUUUUUCAAUAAAUUUCUAAAGAUGUGAAGAAAAAGGGUUGUCUAUGACUGAACUAUUUUUUUACUGAUGCUAUUAAUGAGGAAAUGAAUAAGAGUGACACAAAUUAUAACUUAACAUUUAAGAUACUUGAUAUGUAAACAUGAUUUUUGAAAAAAUAUAUUAAGACGAGUUCUGAUAAAAAUUAGUUAAACUGAAAAUAUGUAUAGAUCUACAUCAUUCAUUGUUUUUAAGUUGAUUUCAUUUUGAAGUGAUACAAAAAAAUUAUCUUAACAUUGUAUGGCAGUAAUGCAGAGUAAGGGUCUCAUUUCAUGUAUUACUAACUUGGUCUCAGAAAAAGGGGCAGUUGAAACAUGAAAAUCAUUUUAAACAUGGUUAUGUUUUUAUGGAAGCUGUGAGAAAGUCUGAUUAACGGACAAAGAUAUAACUUUUAAAAUAAUUUUUACAGUGUAUUUACUAUUUUUCACUAUUUUUAUAUCUACUGAGAUUUUUGCUUCUAUUUUGGUGAAUGAUUGUAAGAUAUUUAUCAGGCAUUUGAAUUAAUCUGAUUAUUGUAUAUCUUGAUCUUUAAGACUAAGCUAGUUCUAUACAUGUAUAUGCAAAGCUUUGUAUAUGAUUUAUAUGAUGAUAGAUAGAUGAACAUUUGUAAAUUGUGCAAAGUUCAAAUUUUAUGUAUUCACUUUGAAUAAAUGAACAUUUUCUAUGAAUAACUUUACAGUUUGCUUUGAGUAACUUUACACUUUGCUCUGAGUAACUUUACACUUUGCACUGAGUAACUUUAAAACUUUACACUUUGCUCUGAGUAACUUUACAUCUUGCUCUUUGUAACUUUACACCUUACUCCAAAUAACUUUACACAUUACUCUGAGUAACUUUACACCUUACUCUAAAUAACUUUACACAUUUCUCUGAGUAAAUUUACACAUUUCUCCGAGUAACUUUACACUUUUCUCUUAUUAACUUUACAUCUUUCUCUUUGCAACUUUACACCUUGCUCUGAAUAACUUCUCAAUUUUGCUGAAGGCCUGUGUUCAGUGUUCAUUUUGCAUCUUAGAUUUUUGUUGACUAGAAUGUCAUAAAAUGAAGUCAUAUUUUAUCUCGAGGAGAAUUCUAGAAGAUAUUACAAUUAACAUGAUGUAAUCAUACCUGUACAUUUGUAUCAUUAGUUAUUAAAACAAUGAGAGUAGAUAUGGAGCUUCUAUGAUUUUUAAGUAUAUUAAUUAUUGAAGAAGCUAGAAAAUCAUGACUGGCUAAAAUGUUUUGAAAAAAUAUCGGGGUUCUCUGUAUAUUGCAUUGUUGGCAUGUACUUUUCAGUGUGAUACUGUAUUUCUCUUUGCUAAACAUGCAGGUUUUUGUGUCUUCUUGCCUAUACAUUUUGACUGUGCUCUUUAUAUUAGAAGUUAAAAUACAAGACAUUUUCCACCGCAUCAAUAUGACUACAAAAGAUGUAAAAAGAAAUGAUUUCUAAGUUGGGUUUUGAUGAGUCAUGUUUAAGAUCCUUUGUGUUUCAUCAGUUUUAUUAGAAACAAUGCAAAUUACAUACACAAUGUAUGUUGGUGUGCAUUAUAUGCAGAAUAUACGGUAAUAGAAUUACUUUGCAUGGUAAAUGGAAAAAACUUUUUCAGGAGUGUUGCAUUGUUGCUGUAAUGAUAUUAAGUCUCCUUGGAAAUAAAGUCUACACGCUUAGUUCAAUGGGACGGGGCAGAUCUACGGAUCACGGGUUGUGACUUCGAUUCAUGGGCGAGGUGCAUGUUCUCUGUGACAGUUUGAUAAAAGACAGUGUGUCUGAAAUCAUUGUUGUCCAUCACUGAUUCAUGUGGAGAAGUUGGCAGUUACUUGCAGAGAACAGGUUUGUACUGGUGCAGAAUCCAGUAAUACUGGUUAGGUUAACUGCCCGCCAUUAUAUAACUGAAAUACUUUGUUAAAAUUGAAGCAAAGAUGCCUUUAAACUAAUGUUAACUGCUCCUAAACUUUGCAUAUUGAUCUUCAGCAAAAUACAUUCCUCAAAAUUGUAUUUCUCAAAGAGACUCUCACAUUGUUUAGGCAAUUUUUUUCUGUUAAAGUUAUCAAUGGUACAGAUUUACUGACAUGAAUUUUGCAAUAUAUCCUAAUAAACUACCAUAUAUUUUGUGCAUAGGGAAGUAAACCAUCCCAAUGUUUUGUUUUUUUUAAAUAAUGGAGAAUAUCAACAUUCCUCUUGCUUUUUUCACCAAUGUCUAGCACUUAUUUGUACUCAAUUUUUCAGUGUCACAUAUACAUUCUAUGCCAAACUUGGUGGAAAUGAAAAUGUGGAAAAAUUUCACCCAAACUGUGCAUGUAGCUUUAAUAUGGCAUCCCAUAUUUCGUAGACAAUCAUAGAAGCUCUCAUAGUUUAGCACUUGUUAACAAUAUACACAGCUUUAUCUGUUAAUCUCUUUGUUAUAGUUCUACAUGUAUAUCAUCUUUCAAAUUGCUCAAUUUAUAUUCUCUUCACGUUCUGUAUAUAUUAGGUGUGGCCAAACUACUAUAUGACCGUUUUAUGUAAUGUAUUCAUAUUUAUCAUUUUAUUAGAAUCUGACUGUAUGUGAGUUAGCAGUUUUUAUGAG